Messenger RNA from Vombatus ursinus (common wombat), 3257 nucleotides. It is a transcript of the gene RNF207, whose product is annotated as ring finger protein 207. The coding region runs from base 701 to 2542 and encodes 613 amino acids. The record is from RefSeq and is a predicted model, not a curated record. Gene Ontology annotation, biological process: regulation of heart looping; regulation of cardiac muscle contraction. Lineage: Eukaryota; Metazoa; Chordata; Mammalia; Diprotodontia; Vombatidae. Gene Ontology annotation, molecular function: Hsp70 protein binding; zinc ion binding; transmembrane transporter binding. The transcript is spliced from 17 exons. Gene Ontology annotation, cellular component: perinuclear region of cytoplasm.
GCCUGAUGCCCGCCCCUCCUCCUGCCAUCGGGAGAGGUCAGAAACCGACCAAUUCAUCUCCCCCGAGUUGGGGUAGCCUCUGUCGUCUGCAAGAAACCGAUGCCCCACUCUGAGGCUCAGAGAACCUCCUCUGGAAGCCUCUCCCAGCCUGACCAGAGCCUUUCCCAACAAUUGAGUAACUUCGCAGAGGUGGGAAAGUGCCUUGGGAACAUCUGUGGAGAAGGUAGGAGAGGAGGGGCAGCUUGCCCACCUCCUCACUCCCCGCCCCUGCCCCAAAUGUUUAGGGGAAUCGGACCCAAAGGGGCAUGAUGAACAAGUAUCUUCUCAUUUACGCACAAAUUCAACUCCAUUCAUGACCUCUCGUGGGCCGUAGGCGCCAGGAGUCUCUCCCCAAUUCUCCAGCUCUGCCGGGGCUCCAGCGGUGUCCACGGUCCAGACGGAAGGCAGCCAGUAGGGGAGAGUUGUGUUUGCCCAGGGCACUGGGGUCGCCAGAGCUAAGGCUGACGCUCUCCUAACCCUCAGCGCUAAGCCGCAGUGAUUACAGGUUGCCUUCUGGCCCUUCGAUGUUACGCCCACCAUCCUUAUGACCCCAGGCAGUUGUCCUCUGAAGCAGAGGUCAACGCACAGGGGGCAGACUUGACUCAGUCUCUCCCCUGUACCUCCUCCUCUCCCAACCAAUCCACCUCCCAAUUCCCAGCAGAUGUCGGGUGAAAUCUUCUCUCCUCUGGAGAGCCUCGCUGCCCUGGACGCCUCCAAUGGCCACCCCCUCGUCUGCUUCCUCUGUCAUGAGCAGUAUGAGCACCCGUGCCUGCUAGACUGUUACCACAACUUCUGUGCCAGCUGCCUGCGGGGCCGGGCCGUCGAUGGCCGUCUAGCCUGCCCGCUUUGUGGCCACCCGUCCAUGGUGAAGGGAGCCAAUGGGCUGCCGCCUGUGGACCGGCUCCUGCAAUUCCUGGUGGAUGGCUCCUCUGACUGCGAAGAGGCUGUGCGCUGUGCCAACUGCGACCUGGAAUGCCCGAGCCAGGAUGCAGAGACCACCUACUUCUGCAACACCUGUGGUCAGCCACUCUGUGCCCACUGCCGGGAGGAGACUCACAAGGCCAAGAUGUUCUCACGCCACGAUGUUGUGGCCCUGGGCAAACGUACCAAGGACACUCACAAGAAGUGUUCUUUGCAUGGAGAGCCUUACAUUAUGUUCUCUACUGACAAGAAGUCUAUGCUCUGCAUUCGAUGCUUCCGGGACAUGCAGGGGGAAAGCCGGGCACACUGUAUUGACAUAGAGACAGCCUACGUGCAGGGCUGUGAGAAGCUGGACCAGACUGUCAUGGCUGUGAAGGCUUUGCAGACUUCCACUCGAGAGGCAAUCACCCUGCUGCAGACCAUGGUGGAGGACGUGAGGCGCAGUGCAGCCGAGGAGGAGAGUGCCAUCCAUACCCUCUUCAGCAGCAUGCAGGAGAAGCUGACGGAGAGGAAGGCAUUGUUACUGAAGGCAGUGCGGAGCCAGUAUGAAGAGAAAGACAAGGCCUUCAAGGAUCAGCUCUCCCAGCUGGUAUCCCUGCUGCCCACACUGCAGGUCCACCUGGUCACCUGCUCAGCUUUCCUCAGCUCAGCCAACAAGGCAGAAUUCCUGGACCUGGGAUAUGAACUGAUGGACCGGUUACAGGGCAUCGUCACUCGGCCCCACCGCCUACAGCCGGCGCAGAGCAGUAAGAUCACCAGCGACCACCGCGCUGAGUUCUCCCGCUGCCUGGAGCCGCUGCUGCUGCUAGGUGCGCGGAGGGCGCCGGCGACUGGGGCUGCAGCCACCAUGCUUUCUGGGUGUUCGACUACCAAGGCCCUGCUUAGUUCUGGUUGCCCAUCCCCAGGUGGAAAGAUGUCUGGGUCACCUAUCCACAAGCCCACGCUGCACCGAUCUAUCAGCACCAGGGUGCUGCUGGCUGAGGGAAGCGACACCCCCUUCACAGAGCACUGCCGCCAUUACGAGGAGACAUACAGGACCCUGCAAUCUGAGAUCCAGAACCUGAAGGAUCAAGUGCAAGAAUUACAUCGGGACCUCACCAAGCACCAUUCCCUCAUCAAGGCAGAAAUUAUGAGUGACAUCCUGCAGAAAUCCCUACAGGUGGACGAGCAUAUUGCUUCCAAGUAUUCCUCGGUAGAAAUGAUGAGGCCUGUCUUUGAAGAGACAUGGGAGGAAACCUAUCAGAGAGUGGCAAAUGAGCAAGAAAUUUAUGAAGCCCAGCUCUAUGAUUUGUUCCAGCUGAGACAGGAGAACAGCUAUUUGAUCAAUAUCACCAAGCAGAUCACUCCUUAUGUCCGUUCCAUUGCUAAGGUGAAGGAACGGUUAGAGCCCAGAUUCCAAGAACCUAUUGAUGAGCUGUCGGAGAAUUUGCAAAAAAUAUAUGAAGACAUGGUGGUGAUCAGUGAGAAUCAAACCAGAAAUGAGUCAACUAGUAGUUCUGAAGAGAAGAGAGAAGAUGCUGGAGUCCAACAGAGGGGACAACCAAAUUCUGAACAGACUCUCAGAAGAACUCCUGAAAAAUAAAGGCUAUUAACAAAUGGCCUUUAAUAAAAAUAAAAGCCAUUCUCCAAAGAGAAAUAUGGGAUGGACACCACCAGUAACAAAGAACCCGCAGCUUAGCAAAAGGGACUUAUCAGGCUUUUUUUAAAAAGUAGAUUUAAAGAAAAGUUUCCUUCUAUCACACUUACCAAACAUAAUGGAUAAUUUUGCCAAAAGUAAAUUGUGAACUUAGCUAUCAGGGUUUUCAAAUUAAGGUUUUAUCCUUGCUUGAGCUAACUUUGCCCCUUUUCUCCCUUUACACACCCACAAGUGAGCCAUAGCUCAAAACAUAACCAUUUUGGGAAAUGAGAUUUAGAAACUCCUCCAUUCAAUUAAUUUCAAACCAGAGUGGAAAUCUGUCACCACUGGGCACAUGUCGAUAAUAACCCCUUAUCUCAACUAGAGUUCUCUGCCAUCUGUCCCAGUUCCUAGGCCCUUCCCAGUUUUUGGAUAAGGUUUUUCCAACACCUCUCCUCUGGGAUGAAUAAUUCCAACUUCUUUUCAGCCAAAACCUUCCUAUUGUGGCAAUGUCAUUUGGAAAGUUCUAUUCUUUAAUGUGUGGGCUCAGCAAAGGGGGAGGGCUCAAGUCUCUCCAGAUUCUCUUCUCUUUUAGCCGGGGAUGUGCUUACAAGGAAGUCUUACCUAAAGUGUGUUUGGCAGGAAGAACUAUCGAGGCUAUCUCCCCAAAGAGAAAGUUCUG